Oryzias melastigma (Indian medaka) is the source of this 4376-nucleotide messenger RNA. RefSeq names its product SIX homeobox 5 (gene six5). Gene Ontology annotation, molecular function: RNA polymerase II cis-regulatory region sequence-specific DNA binding; DNA-binding transcription factor activity, RNA polymerase II-specific. Gene Ontology annotation, cellular component: nucleus; transcription regulator complex. The coding region runs from base 521 to 3493 and encodes 990 amino acids. The transcript is spliced from 3 exons. Lineage: Eukaryota; Metazoa; Chordata; Actinopteri; Beloniformes; Adrianichthyidae. The record is from RefSeq and is a predicted model, not a curated record. Gene Ontology annotation, biological process: regulation of transcription by RNA polymerase II.
CUAUUUUUAAGAACCAAAGUGACAUGCAUACUUGUAUUUAUUAAUAUUUUAUUUGAGUUUCACAUCUUGAUCCAGUCUGCUGAAAAUUGUUUUUAAACUAUUUCCAAAUAUUUUUGUGGCAUUUUUCUCAUGAUGGUGGACACAUAUAAAUAAAGGUCAUCUAUAAAAAAUGUUUCUUUAUUCAAAUCGCUGUGAAGGCAAAAAAAAAAAAUGCUUGUAAGUGUGAUGUAGAAGCUACUACGGCAAGCCACAAGCUCAAACUUCAAAUAAACGUCUACUGCUCUUAAGAAACUAUGUCCUAGCAAACUAUACAGUUUUUAUUAUUAUUUUUUUAUAUUAUUCAUUUGGCUAGAUACAGAAUAACUAUAAUGAAAAGACCACUGGUAAAGCUUUUAAAAUCAUUAAAAUUGUGGUAGGACUAGGACUUUAAACCGUCAAUACUGUGUUUAAGAACCUGACAUGUUCACCGCUUAAGCAGACGUGGUUGUAAUUUAGUUAACAUGAAUACAUUCGGAUAAUAAUGCAUUUUAAAAAAGAAAGAAGGUUAAAAAAAAUAUGCAAGAAGGUGAACUGUCGUGGUUUGGGGGUUUCGGUGUUUUGGUCGAAGGGGCGUGGCCAGAGAUGGCUCGCGGCCACAUUCAGGGUUCGUUGGGCUGCGGAUGGAGAGGGAGGGAGCGACGGGAGGGGGAGGAGGAACCAGCGGUGGAAAAAAAAAGUUAAAGUGAAAAUGGCUUCCUUGUCUUUAGAGUCCACAGAACAAUCUGAGAACAGCCCAGAGGAGCCAUCGGCCACAGAAUCCGAGGAAGCUAAAGAUCCUCUCCAGCUUUCGGAACAAUUACUCCAAAGUUUUCAAAAGUCGGCUCUGAGUUUUUCCACUGACCAAGUUUCAUGUCUGUGCGAGGCCCUUCUGCAGGCGGGCAAUGUGGAUCGCCUGUGGAGAUUUCUCUCCACCAUACCUCCUUCGUCCGAGCUGCUACGUGGCAACGAGACCCUGCUGAAGGCCCAGGCUCUGGUGGCCUUCCACCGGGAGGAAUUCAAGGAGCUCUACGCCAUCCUGGAGAGCCACGACUUCCACCCGUCUAACCAUGGGUUCCUGCAGGACCUGUACCUCAAAGCCCGUUACAAGGAGGCGGAGAGGUCCCGCGGCCGCAGCCUGGGAGCGGUGGACAAGUACCGGCUGAGAAAAAAGUUCCCCCUGCCUAAAACCAUCUGGGACGGAGAGGAGACGGUGUACUGCUUCAAGGAAAAGUCUCGCAACGCCCUGAAAGAGUGCUAUAAGAGCAACAGGUACCCCACUCCGGACGAGAAGAAGAACCUGGCCAAGGUAACCGGACUGUCCCUCACGCAGGUCAGCAACUGGUUCAAGAACCGCAGGCAGCGGGACAGGACGCCGUCCGGAACCCACAGCAAAAGCGAGUCUGACGGGAACCACAGUACCGAGGACGAGGCGAGUGCGAUGGAUGAUAUUUCGGACAAACCGGAGGAGGCUCCCAGCUCCACAGCUUCCGUCAUCUCCGUCUCUGCGGUUCCUUGUAACACGGGAGGCCAGAUCAUCCUCAACGGCUCCAGCGGCAUCCUCACAGCCUCCCAGCCUUUACUCCUCAACGGAAAUUCCCUCAUUUCCAACGCGGGCACCGGCGUCAUCAUUAACGGGCUGAGCUUCUGCGACUGCCAGACGGUCACACUGAGUCCGGUUGCUACCAACUCUCCUUUAAUUGUGAAUGGAGCUCAGGUGAUAACCAAACCUGGGGUCGGCGUGCAGCAGCCUGCAGCUUCCGCACCAGAACCACAAGCCUCAUCUGUGGAGACCAAGUCAGUUGUCCUGAACGCCAACAGCGUGCCAAUCUCAAACACUCCCACUAUCAUUUCUCCUCCUUUGCAAAACAAAACUGAAAGCCGCAACGACAUGGAUUUUAUCGUUGCUCCGAAAUCAGAGGGCACCAGCCAGACUGUAUCCCCAUCUUCCUCAUCACUAUCCCCCUCCUCACCCACUCUGCCCACUCCAACCAGUCUCCCUUCACUCAUCCUCGCACAACCCCCCCAGCAACAGGAGUCCUUCACGCUCCCUGCCGGCCUAUCAUGUGGGGGUGUGGUCAUUUCCACCUCUACCGUGCCUCAGCUAAGCCCCCCAAGUUCUGCCAGUUCUUCUGGCAACUCCACCCCUCAAGUCAUUUCUUUGCCCCAGGUCGUGCCCUCCAUCCAGGGAACACCUGUGUCCCAUCUGGUGCAGCACUCCUCCGGAGUUCCGACAUCGCAGUGUCCUCAGCUGGUCCCUGUGUCCCCCCUAACCUCCCUGCCUCUUCAGUUCCAAAGCCCCCAGACUUUAACCCCGGGAACCAGGCUGGCGCCACAGCAGCAAGAUGCUUCCACAACUGUGGCGGAAAGUGCCAGAACCAUUGUUUCAGUUUCGCAGCUCAACAGUAGCCACCUCCUGCAGCACGGAGAGCAAACCACUGACUUUACGCCCAGCAAAAUUCAGGCUCCGCAGAUCAUUUCCAUUUCCCCUCCUGCACAAGAAACUCCGCCCCCCCAGAGUAAAGGUAGCACCACAGCACAAAUGGUCCCAGUCUCCAUGCCUCAGCUGAUUCCAGUCUCCUCCAUCCAAAAUUCAACCAGCAUCUCCUUCCCGCAAGUUGUACCUACCAGUUCCAAUCUCCCCAUCGCCUCUAGUGGAGUCCCCUUGCAAAUUCAGCCUUCAGCUACCGCCGUUAGCGGGGUCGCCCAGAACUCUGUAAGGAUCAACCAGCUGAGACCCGUUCAGAACCCUCCCAGCAGCAUGGCUCCUGCAGUGCAGCUCCUGAACCCUGGGAUCAUCCAGCUGUCCCCCACUUCCCAAGGUGGUCUUCUCUUCGGGGGAAGCCCCUACCUGAGUGUCCAGCAGGGCAAGCUGAUUCUGACCAUCCCAGCAGGCCUUCAGCUGACCAGUGUCCCGCUGAAGCCAGUCCCAGACCCUGCACCGGUUUCUUCAAACGGAAUGAGUCCAUCUCUAAACCUCCCCACCCUUUCUGUUGGCCCCCAGGCUUCAGUCACCCCAGCCCUUACAUCCAGUGGGCUCAUGGCAUCCCCUUUGAAUUUCAACAACUCCUCCCCGCCCUACUGCGCCCCAGAGUCUUCGAUCGGCCAAACCCCUUCCGUCCUCUCCCCACAGCCGCUGGACCAGUCGGCAAAUGUACUGACUCCAGAGAGCAUGCUCACCCUCAGUCCCAUGUACAGUGGAGUCACUUCAAACGUCCAGCUGUCCCAGCCGGCUUGGAGCCCCGUGCCGCUCUCCACCUCGGCGAGUCUCGCCAUGUUUGACGUUCGUGGCAAGGGGGACUUACCCGUGGACCCGGCUUUGUUGGGUCUCACUGGGGGGGAGUCGCUGCUUCUGGGAAGCCCGACCCCGGAGCAAGACGGAGAAGCCAGCUCACCACUGGGAAAUCCAGAAGACGGGGACUCCAAGAUCCUUACUCAACUCCAGUCUGUCCCUGUGGAUGAUGAACUGGGUUUGUAGUCUGUUUACAAAGGCUAAGAACAAAAUUACACUAUUUUGACAAACCCAUUAUUCUUUGAAUAUGCCCAGCAAAGAACAUCUUUUACACCCCGACGGGCAGAAUUAUUGGUAAAGUUCAGCAGCAGCUUCCCCAUGGGAGUAUCCGCUCAUCUUUCAUAGGAUUUUUGGGGUUCUAUUCAUUCAUUUUUAAGAUAAAGACCGGGGAGCUUCCUUCUUUUUGAGGAUUUGGGGGUAAACGUACACACACCACGACUGAUUUUUUUUUUUUUGAGCAGGUAGAGCCAUGUCUCCACCAUAAAAGGCUGACAAAAGUCUUCAACCAGUUGCAGAGCUGGUUUGGAGCAUCACGUGACUCCAACAACACUCCUUUAGAAGACAAUUAGCAACCAUUUAGUCGACAGAAGACGUGGACUUGUGAAACCAUAUUAUCUCAGUUCAAAGGCUACACAGCAGUAUUUUCUGAUUUCAUGUAAGUUACUGAAGAUUUCUUGAAUGGUGUCUUUUAUGGUAAAGGAGGAAGUACAAGAAAAAAAAACAGGAAAAUAAAGGGUUAUCGUCGUUUUCAAACUAUGCAAUGCUAACGUAGCUUCUUAUAGGACACUAUAUGGAAUUGCGGCUGGUAAAACAGCUAGGACACUUGGGAGAUGAAGAGGAGCUUUUAAAAAAAAAAAAUGGAGCAUUUACAGUGCAUUACACUAAAACAUUUGCUGUGAUCCCACAAAGUGAUAUCCCAAAUCUCAGUAUGUUGAUGCUGAUAAGUGCCUUAUUUUAAACUUUUAUUGAUGGUCUAUUAAAAUGUUUAUAUAUAUAUAUAUAUAUUUCUACAGAAAAAAAAAUCAAGUAAAUUCUAUAGCUAACCAAAUUCCCGAACUCACUUCAUAGA